Messenger RNA from Caenorhabditis remanei, 1182 nucleotides. RefSeq lists its product as uncharacterized. The transcript is spliced from 6 exons. The record is from RefSeq and is a predicted model, not a curated record. The coding region runs from base 1 to 1182 and encodes 393 amino acids. Lineage: Eukaryota; Metazoa; Nematoda; Chromadorea; Rhabditida; Rhabditidae.
AUGGCUGAAACUGGCGAAACAGAAGAGAGACGGAGGGCUAAAACAAUUCCGGGAAUCGGACUGCCAGCUGGAAGUGACUAUCCGAAUAUUGGGGAGAUCCCGACGGAACAAUGUCAAGAAGUAUAUUGGCGUAAAGAAGUGUCAUCAGCAUUCGAAAUGGCUAAUAACGGAUACAGUUUCUAUCGAAUUCCUGGGACGAAUUCGAUUUUUGCGAAGGAUUUGUCCGGUUAUUGGUAUAAAUUGAAUAAUGAGACGAGAUGUUUUGAAUUCCUGUUCGAAGGAUUCAAGGAUACUACUGACUAUACUCGUAUAAAUCUGCCACCACAAGCGCCAACAUUCGUCGGAUUCAAUUUCCUCCAUCAGGCGGUAUUUCCGAUGAAUGACGACGGGAAACCGAUUUUGCCGAAGGAUGAUAAGGGCAAAACGAUAUUCCCAUUCUACGACGGCUAUCCUCUAUUCCCAGUCGACGAUUCGGGUGCCAUAUGUAUUCCAUUGGGUGACGACGGAAAACCGGUAUUUCCACGUAUUUAUGAGGAAUACGGAGCCUAUGUUCCGUGUGACGUCACCGGUCGUGUGGUGUUGCCGAUGAACGAAAAGGGCGAACCGUGUUAUCCGAGAGAUGAGGAGGGAAACGUUCUGAUGCCUUUUGUGAUUUCUGAAGAUGGGACGAGGAAACGAGCGGUUUAUACGGAUGAUGAUGGCACUCCAAUCCUUCCAUUUCACAACGGAGAGCACGCUUUGGAGGUUCACGAAGGAGAAGUACUGUUUCAGUACGAAUAUCAACAAAAAAUGAUGAUUUUGGCACAAUUUACGGCUGGAAAAGGUGUCCAAACGACGAAUAAUCAAUUAAUGGAUGAACAAUUCUAUCAAAAACACGCCGCCCAUUAUCAGAAUCAGAUGGAUUUGACGACGACGUCAUCGGAGCCUUCUGAAUCCUUGAAUACUCGAAAACCGCCCAUUGAAACUCAAAAAACGGCGAAUCCGGCGGCGAAUUUGCUGCUGAAACAACUGAGUUUUAUGAAAAAGAAACAGACGCCUGUUUCGGUGGCUGAAAAGCCGUCGAUUCCAGUGGAAAGACCACCGAAACCGAAUCGAGAAAAGGAGAGGGCGGAGAGAUUAUUCCGGAACCGAUUCGACGCAAUAGGUGCGGAAAAUGAGCAAAAAGAGCUGAAAAAUCGAUAA